Molecule: messenger RNA, 2585 nt
Organism: Lactuca virosa
Lineage: Eukaryota; Viridiplantae; Streptophyta; Magnoliopsida; Asterales; Asteraceae
Source: the annotation of a GenBank genome assembly
CACAAUUUGUUUUCCCUCAACCAAUUUAAUUACACUUUCUUUGUGUUCAAGAACACUAAAAAUAAAAGGUUUAUAAAAUGGUUGGGGCGGCGAAUGGUGGUAGAAUACCACCACGGCAGAUUUUUUCCGUUGUUAAUGGCGGUCAAGAUCCUGUUAUCCGGGUCGGGCCAACAAGCAAUGCGGGUUCGGAUUGUGGAGCGAUUGAAUUCACUAGAGAAGACGUUGAAUCAUUGUUGCAUGAGAAAAUCAGAACAAAGAAUAAGUUCAGUCUAAAGGAGAAAUGUGAUUCGAUGAUGGAGUAUAUAAAACGACUCAGAAUAUGUAUCAAAUGGUUUCAAGAACUUGAAGAGAAUCUUUUGUUAGAGCAAGAAAAGAAUGGGAAGAUGCUGGAAUCUGCAAUAAAUAGAUGCAACGAUAUGGAAUUGCUAAUGAGCGAAAAGGAAGAAGAACUGAAUUCGGUAAUCAUGGAGUUGAGAAGGAAUUACACAGCGCUACAAGAGAAAUUCGCAAAAGAAGAAUCAGAUAAAUCGGUGGCAAUGGAAACAUUAACAAAGGAGAAAGAAGCUAGAUUGUAUGCAGAGAGAUCACAAACUUCAAUCAAGGAAGAACUCGAAAGAGCUCAACGAGAAAGUAAAAGUGCUAAUCAAAAGAUAUUAUCACUCAAUGAUAUGUAUAAGAGGCUGCAAGAAUAUAACACGAGCUUACAACAAUACAAUAGUAAGCUUCAAUCUGAGCUUAAUCAAACGAAUGAAAUCCUCAAGAAUGUUGAGAAGGAGAAGGUUGCAAUGUUGGAGAAUGUUAGCAACUUACGAGGCCAUUGCACUUCUUUGCAAGAUCAGUUGAAUGCUACAAAAGCAAAUACUAACGAGACAUUGAAGCAAAAAGAAGAUUUGGCAAGUGAAGUAGGGCGCCUAAGAUUGGAUUUACAACAAGUGAGAGAUGACCGUGAUCGCCAGCUGUCAAAAGUAGAAGAUUUAUCCAAAGAAGUUUCAAAAUAUAAAGAAUGGAGUGGGAAAUCAUCGGAUGAAAUAGAAAACCUUACCUCAAGUUUAUUAUCUUCACAAGCCAUUUGUUCCUCACAAAGUGAUCAAAUAAAGAAAUUGCAACAAAAACUUACUGCAGCAGAAAGUAAAUUAGAGAUGUCUGAUGUAUCGGCAUUUGAGAUAAGAACGGGUUAUGAAGAACAAAAGAAAAUUAACUCCGACUUACAACUUCGUUUAGCUGAGGCAGAAUUGAAACAUUAUGAAGGAGAACUCUUGCGUAAAAAAUUGCAUAACACAAUUUUAGAAUUGAAAGGAAACAUACGAGUUUUUUGUAGGGUGAGACCUUUGUUGUGUGAUGAUGAUGGUGACAAUGAGACAAAGACGGUUUCUUUUCCUACAACAACCGAAGGUCUUGGCCGAGGCGUUGAGUUAUUGCAAAAUGGGAAAAAACAUUCUUUUAGUUUUGACAAUGUAUUUGUGCCCGAAUCGACACAAGAGGAGGUGUUCGAGGAGGUCUCGCAGCUUGUGCAAAGUGCACUCGAUGGUUAUAAGGUUUGUAUCUUUGCUUAUGGCCAAACGGGGUCCGGAAAAACUCAUACAAUGAUGGGUACACCGGGAAACCAUGAUGAAAAAGGAUUAAUACCGCGAUCUUUGGAACAAAUAUUCGAGUCCCGAGAAACACUUCAAAACCAAGAGUGGAAGUAUGAAAUGCAGGUUUCGAUGUUGGAAAUAUACAAUGACACUAUACGCGAUUUGUUGUCAACAAACCGAAAUUGUUCAAAUGAGUCGGGCAAGUAUGCAAUUAAACAUGAUCCGAAUGGCAAUACACAUGUCUCUGAUUUGACCAUUGUGGAUGUCCGUAGCAGUCGAGAAGUUUCAUUUUUGUUAAACCGUGCUGCACAAGCCAGGUCCGUGGGUAAGACUCAAAUGAAUGAACAAUCGUCGAGAAGUCAUUUUGUGUUCACUUUGAGGAUAUCAGGUGUUAAUGAGAACACGGGACAACAAGUGAAAGGUGUUCUUAACCUAAUCGAUCUUGCGGGUAGUGAACGUCUUUCCAAAAGUGAAUCAACUGGAGUUCGAUUAACAGAAACUCAAUACAUCAACAAAAGUUUGUCGUGUUUAAGUACUGUUAUAUUUGCAUUAGCAAAGAAGGAAGAACAUGUGCCUUUUAGGAACUCCAAGCUUACGUAUCUCCUCCAGCCUUGCUUAGGUGGGGAUUCGAAGACUUUGAUGGUGGUGAAUGUUUCUCCGGCAGCUAGCUCAGCCAAUGAGUCACUUUGCUCUCUCCGGUUUGCCGCCAGAGUCAAUGCUUGUGAGAUUGGAACACCUCGCCGGCAAACCUCUUUCCGGCAGGUGGAUGGUCGCCUCAGCUAUGGCUAAUGACGAGGCAAAAAUCGUAAUUAUCAAACCUAAUUGAAUUUUCGAAACCCUAACAAGUUUGUUUGCAAUCGAUGUGUAUAUCAGAAGAUUGAAGAAAAGUAGUUAGCUUGAAUGAACGGAAUUUGAUUGAAUAGAUUUUUGGACAUGUAUUUUUGUAGUUUCAUUUGCAAGAUGUUUCUAUAUGUUUGUGUUUAUUCUUGAUUUACUAUCGUUAAUGCGUAC